CCACCACCACCCCACACUAGACGAAGCAAGCCCAUGUCUGCAUCCCCCGCUGAGUCCAAAGGCGAGAUCGUGCUUACGGCUACGAUUACCGGCAAGCCAGGCGCGGGCGACGAGAUCGAGGUGCGAUAGGACCCCGGAUAGUACGGUCAAAUGUUAGCCACCACGUUGGACAAUUCUGAGGGAGAUUAGGCAAAACACUUAGCCCAAAGUAGUAGGGAGUUGGACAAAAAUUGGGCGCCCUGGUCGACUUACUUAGCCUGUGGUUGGACAAAAUAUUCCGUGAUAGUCCAGUGGUAGUCAGCGCUUUUCUUGGAACGUGGCUUCAAAUCAUGAUCAGUAGGUCUCUGAGAGGUCUUGUGUUCGAGUCUAGCACUUGCUUUUUCACUUUGUUUUGGAACUGGCUUCCCAAAAGCGC
Molecule: messenger RNA, 415 nt
Organism: Mycena citricolor
Lineage: Eukaryota; Fungi; Basidiomycota; Agaricomycetes; Agaricales; Mycenaceae
Source: the annotation of a GenBank genome assembly